CGUCCAGCGCUGAUUUUAAAGCGGCGCUAUGAUCGAAACAGAAGCAGAAGAUACGUGCAGGCUUUAGUAGGUAACGUUAGCAAGUUUUUUAUUUAGUCCUUUUAACAGUGCGAUAACUUUGUGUAGUUUCACUUCAUUAUCGUCCUUUAAAAUGUCUGGACAAACGUUAGAUGUCACCGUAUUUCCACACGACUUUGCGUGGGGAGCUGCGACUGCUGCUUAUCAAAUAGAAGGUGGCUGGAAUAUGGAUGGUAGAGGCCCCAGCGUAUGGGACACAUUCUGCCAUGCCAAAGGAGGGGUGUUUGAAGACCAUACUGGAGAUGUAGCCUGUAACAGCUAUCAGCUCUGGGAAGAGGAUCUGAAAUGUAUCCAACAGCUUGGACUCACCCAUUACCGUCUGUCCAUAUCCUGGUCACGGCUCCUUCCCGACGGAACCACAAAUCAUGUCAAUCCAAAAGGAGUGGCCUAUUAUAACAAAGUGAUCGACGACUUGAUUGCUUGUGGUGUGACUCCCAUGAUCACAUUGUACCACAUGGACUUACCACAGGCCUUACAGGAUCUUGGCGGAUGGAGCUCGACAGAGAUUGCAGACAUCUUUGAAAGUUAUGCCAGGUUUUGCUUUAAGACCUUUGGGGACAGAGUGAAGCUCUGGAUCACACUGAAUGAACCCUAUGUUUGUGCCAAGCUGGGCCAUGAGGACGGGACCUUUGCCCCUGGAAUCAAAGAUCCAGGAAUAUCAGUUUACUUGGCGGGUCAUAACAUGCUGCGCGCCCACGCCAAAGCCUGGCAUACUUAUAAUACUCAUUUCAGGCCUUUACAAGCAGGGCAAGUAUCUCUUGCCCUGAACAGUGACUGGGCAGAGCCGUUGCAUCCGGGCUGUCCUAAAGAUGCUGCAGCCACUGAGCGCUACAAGGACUUCUCUCUGGGCUGGUUUGCCUGUCCUGUGUUUUGCACAGGAGAUUACCCAGAGUCCAUGAGGGCCAGGAUUCAGUCUAGGAGCUUGGAUCUGGGAUGCAAGCAGGGCUCAAGGCUUCCACGUUUCUCAAAAGAUGAGCCCUCUCCUCUGGGCACGGCAGAUUUCUUUGCACUGAACUAUUAUACGUCUAGGAAAGUAAAAGAUUUAAAUGAUGGUAGUAAGAAGAGUGAGCUCAGUUUUGUGGGAGAUCAGGGGGCAGAGGGUGUUGUUGACCCAUCGUGGCCCAUAUGUGGGGUGCACUGGUUGGCUGUUGUUCCUGAUGGAUUGCGGAAAUUGCUAAAAUAUAUAAAGGAGACGUACACCAGUCUGCCCAUUUAUAUCACAGAAAAUGGCUUUUCCCAGAUGGGGCCGGUUCAGAUUGAAGAUGCCGACCGUUGCCAGUUCUAUCAGGACACUUUGCAGGAAGUUGGCAAAGCUAUCAGUCAAGAUAGAGUGAAUGUAAAGGGAUAUUUUGCCUGGUCUCUGCUGGAUAACUUUGAGUGGAAUCAUGGCUACAGUGUGCGCUUCGGCCUGUUUCAUGUGGAUUUCUCUACACCUGAGCUGAAGCGCAUCAUUUACCGCUCGGGUAGAGAGUAUGCUGCUGUGAUACGCAAACAACGCUCUCAAACCAAACCCAGGAGCAUUUAACAAAAUUCUUAUUAAAUCAUCAUAAUAUUACCCUUGAAGAAAUUACGUCUAAUGUAAAUUCCAUAAUUCUAUUUUUGGGAGAUUAAUUAAUGAUGAGCCUAACAGUAUCAAAAGUGGUUAUUCUACAGUGUUGUUUGCUGUAAAAUUUAGUGGGUCACAAAAAUUGAAGUUUGAUGUUCAGGGGCUCUUGAACAUUUAGUAUGAAGCACGAAGCAAGAAAACCACAUUGGUUUUCUUCUGUUAUAGUAUGACGCUUUGUCAUUUUGUGUAUGAUACUUUUGUGGACUAUUCAUAAGCUAAAUAAUUUUGAGCUGGAUGAAAUUGGACCAAAAGGCAGGCAUUGUGCAUUCAAAGGAUACAGAUAGACAGUAUCUGAUUUGCUUUCUCUGACUCUAUUCUUGUACGGAAUCGUGCACAGAAAAAAAUGCAUAAUCAGGACAAAAAACUUAAAUAUGGUGACUUGAAAAAGAUUGAUUGACCAAGAAUUCCGAGUAGAGAAGUCAUCAUAGAUGAGUAUUACGUACAAAGAGAAUAAGAUUUUAGUUCCAAUGUUUUGUUGAUCUACACUGCCUCUGUGUGGUCCGAAGUGGUAUUAUACUUGGCACAGCAUUUUGUGCUGGUAUAUUGGCUUGAAUCCUACAGGCAUUAAACAAACCUAAUGGUGUAAGAUGACAACAUGUAUGAGAUAUUAAUGUAACAAUUUGUAGUAAUUUGCAUGAGGACAUGUAAUAUACAUGACUGGAUUGCACAUGUAAUUACUAUUGGGAAUGAGGUUAUGCUGAACUUAAUGGUAGCCCUGAACUCCCAAGGGAGUAAAUGACUGCAGAAAUUAUGGUUGUGUUCUAAUUAUUCACCCUGGAUCAGCCAUUAUUGCAUCAUUUAGAUGCAUAAUAUGAGAUCACAAAUCUUUAAAAAGAGGUUUAAGAGACAAUUCUUUGUGGGGGAGAUUAAAUAUUGAAAUAUUAGCAUUCGAAUUCUCAUCUUGUAGAAUGUUUUAGUGGUAUUUUUCAAACUGUAUUGUUCAGUCUAUUUGAAUCAGUGCACAAGUGUAUUAAGCAACAUUGUGAGCAAUUGUUAAUCCACUUAUUCCAGUCAGGGUGGCAAAUAUAUUAUUUUAAACAAAAUGUUUCUUAACUCUGAAUUAGUGCGUUUAAUUGUAACAAUCAAUCAUUUUCACUGAUGGACAUUUGUACAGAUGACAAAUUAAUCGAGGCACAAUUUUAUUGGACUGUACUUGUUAUAUUUUGACAGACCUUAUGAAAUAUUCACAAACAAGGGAACUCAUUAGAUUAAUAUAAAUCAACUGAAUAAUUUAGCAGCUAAUUAACUAUUUCUAAUAUGAAGGAGCCUAUAUUCAAAACUUGGAUCUUGUGUCUCAGUCCUAGAACAGGGUUGUUGCAACAUGGAAAUAUCUUAGAAUUUGUGAUUUUCAGGCUGGAAAAAGUCAUGGCAAUUAGCAAAAUUCUGAAGCGUAUUUUUCCUAGUUAUGCUCAUAUAUAUAUAUAAGUGCAGUCUUCUCGAUAACGUUAUUUGUAAUAAUCCAUACUUGCUAAUUAUGAAUAACUUCGAGAAAGUCAUAAAAGUGCAUAGCAGGUCACGAGGUGUUGGAACCCUGCUAGCUGGGCAUACUAUCGUUUCCAGCAUCUGUGACAGUAAGUGCCGAUUGAUUUGGCUCCAGUGCUGGGGGAGAAGUCAGCAGGGAGUGAAAGACGGUCCAGGGGAAUAAAGAUGUGGAAACGGAGAUAUCUUGUGAGAUAUAGGCAGUCUCAAUGAAUAAACCACAGAGGAAGAAGAAAAACAAAGCAUGAGAGAGAAUCCAUUUCAAAGUGCUUUGCCUAAUAAAGUCAAAUGCUGUUAACGUCUUAUGAAGUGAAAUGCUGCUUGUUUGUAAUGACAAAAAAAAUUAUUCAUGAAGACGCUCUUAACUUCAAAUUUUUGCUACUGGCUAAAAUACAAGUCUUCUAUGCGUAAUGUUGCUUUCUCCAGUUAAAAAGUCGUCUCAUCUGAAUCAGGAGAGAAAUAUGUACAGAUCAAGUCCCGUUUACAAGCAAAACAGUCAAACAAAUAUAUCAUUGUACUUUGAGAUGACAACAGAAGAUGCACUUGUUUAAUAGAAUAAGCAUUAUUAACAGCUGUUUGGACUCUCAUUCUGACGGCACCCAUUCACUGCAGAGGAUCAAACAAUAAGCAAGUGAUGUAAUGCUACAUUUCUCCAAAUCUGUUCACAUGAAGAAACAAACUCAUCUACAUCUUGGAUGGUCUGAGGAGAGUACAUUUUUUUGGCAAAUUUAAAUUUGUAUGUGAACUGUUCCUUUAAAUAAAUACGUAAAUGAAUAUGACUGAGGCCUUCCACUAUGAAUUUGCCAAUGUCUACACAUAAUACAUAACGAGCCAUUGCUGGUUCAGUGAUAUUUUGUGAUAAAUAUGUCACGUAGAUGUUUUCAUAUUAAAUUUUCUCA
Messenger RNA from Onychostoma macrolepis, 4062 nucleotides. RefSeq names its product cytosolic beta-glucosidase (gene gba3). The transcript is spliced from 5 exons. Gene Ontology annotation, molecular function: hydrolase activity, hydrolyzing O-glycosyl compounds. Lineage: Eukaryota; Metazoa; Chordata; Actinopteri; Cypriniformes; Cyprinidae. Gene Ontology annotation, biological process: carbohydrate metabolic process. The record is from RefSeq and is a predicted model, not a curated record. The coding region runs from base 152 to 1603 and encodes 483 amino acids.